Messenger RNA from Panthera uncia (snow leopard), 11096 nucleotides. It is a transcript of the gene CKAP2L, whose product is annotated as cytoskeleton associated protein 2 like. Gene Ontology annotation, cellular component: cytosol; mitotic spindle; centrosome. The transcript has 9 exons. The coding region runs from base 8804 to 11056 and encodes 750 amino acids. The record is from RefSeq and is a predicted model, not a curated record. NCBI's taxonomy places the organism in Eukaryota, Metazoa, Chordata, Mammalia, Carnivora, Felidae.
CAUAUUACAUAUGGGUUAAGUAAGUGAGGCAUAAGAAAUACCCACACAGCAGUUGGAAUGAGAAGCCAUUUGCCCAGGAUUUCAUUCCAACUGCUUGCCUUUAAAUUGCUGAUGGACCCUUAAUCAAAUACUAUAAGUUUCUGGGACUUAGUUUGGUUAUCUUCAAAAUGGAGGGGGUGAUACUUAUACCUUUCCUGCCUCAACAGUAUUUUAUGCCAAUCAAUGAGAUCAGUUUAGUAAAAUGCUUUUUGAAUGAAAAUUUUGAGCCUCAAGAAGUCAAGUGUAAAGUAUUUAUUAUUUAUGUACAUAUAUAUUUAUGAAUAUAUUUUUAAGAUAAUUAUAACAUGUUAUUUUAUUUAUGGCAAUUAUUUGUAUUCUUGGAGUAUGACUGAUCAUCCUUAACAACAGUAAAGAAUGUUUUUCAGGCUAAAUAGUUUUAUUUAUUCACACUAAGGCACUUUGGUCUAAGUCUUGCUUUUUGUAGUACCUGGAAGCUCUAUAAUUAUGAUAAUAAAUUUAUAUUAAUAUCUUGUGCUGAUCAUUGACAAUCUUUCAAUCCUCUACUUUUAAACUUGCUUAGCAUGCUUGUGUCAUUCAAUUUCACCUGCUAUCAAGUCCUACUAGCUAAAGAGGGAUAAACUUAACUUUGGUGACCACGAGACAACUGUUAAUCUAAACUUUCUUUUCCGGAAUGUAAGCAAUGUUCCUUCAACAAGGUUCUACAAGUUGUGAUCAAACUAUAGUGUUAAAUUUCUAUCAAAAAUAAGGACUGAUCCAUUAUUAUAAAUCAUAAUUGAAUAAAACUUACAAAAACAUAAGUCUGACACAAUUAUUUACUGUCUUAAUCAUUAUUUUAAUGCAUGGUAAUUAGGAACAAAUGAUAAAACUUCACAUAAAUAACCCUAAUUAGUGUUACUUUAUAAAACCAAACCAAGUUUUAUGGUUUUUCUCUCCCCUUUGUUAGCUUGCCACUAUGCACAAAUGGUACUUAGAAUGAUAAUAUUCCCAGGGCGCAUGGGUGGCUCAGACUAACACAGCCUGUAAGUGGGAUCUUGUCCUUCCUAUUUUAGAUAUCAUGGUUUUGUUAGAAAUUGACAUUAGCUGUUGGAAAGCAAGUGACAUUGUUGAUUCAGUGUUUGUAGGCAAUUCAUACCUAUAGGUCCUCAACCUAAAUUCAAAACUUUAAAUGUAUCCCUGUUAAAAUUAUUCUUGUUAAUUUAGCUUGUUCUUUCUAGAUUGUUCCAGAUUCUAAUUUUUUUAAUAUACUGGCUCUUCCUCUUAGCUUUGUGACAUUUGUAACAGACAUUUGUGACAUUUGGUGAGAUUUUUGUUUAUAGUAUAUUGCGGAGUAUAAAGAAUAGGUUAUGAACAUUUUCACAGUGUGAUCCUAUUUUCACUUAAAAUACCUACAAUCUGUAUUUAAAUAAUUAUGGAAAGGUAUACAUCAAUUUAUAUACACCGCAUUAUAUAAAAUGUUUCCUUUAUCCAUUGAUGGACAUUUCGGUUGUUUCCAUAUCCUGGCUAUUGUAAAUAAUGCUGCAAUAAAUAUGAAAGUGCAGAUUAUCUCUUUGAUAUCUUGUUUCAUUUCCUUUAGCUUUUUACCUAGAAAUGGAAAUCCUGGAUCACAUGGUAGUUUUAUUUUUAGUUUUUUGAGGAACCUCUAUACGGGUUUCUAUAGCAGCUGAAGCAAUUUAUAUUCCCAACAGCAUGGCACAAGAGUUCCCUUUUCUCCAUAUCCUUGCCAACCUCUUGCUUUCUCUUGUCUUUUUUUUUUAAUGUUUAUUUUUCACUAUCUGAGAGGGGAGGACGCAAGCAGGAGGGGGGCAGAGGGAGAGGGAGGGGUAGAGAGAGAGGGAGAGAGAGAAUCCCAAGCAGGCUGAGUGCUGUCAGCACAGAGCUUGAUCUUACAGAACUGUGAGACCAUGACCUGAGCCAAAAUCAACAGAUGCCUAACGAACGAGCCACCCAGAUGCCCCUCUCUUGUCUUUUUGAUGACAGCCAUGCUAACAGCUGUGAGGUUGAUGUCUCUUUGUGGUUUUGAUUUGCAUUUCCCUGAUGAUUGGUGAUGUUGAGCAUCUUUUCACGUUCUGUUCACCAUAUGUAUAUCUUCUUUGGAAAAGUGUCUAUUCAGUUGCUCUGCCCAUUUAAUUGGAAUGUUUGGUUUUUUGCUAUUGAGUUGUAUGUGCUCUCUAUAUAUUUUAAAUAUCAACCCUUUAUCAGGUAGAUGGUUCACAAAUAUUUCCUCCCAUUCUGUCAGCUGCCUUUUCAUUUUAUUGAUGGUUUCUUUAGCUGUGCAGUUUUAGUUUGAUGUAGUCUCACUUGUUUAUUUUUGCUUUUGCUGCCUCUGCUUUAGUGCCAUAUCCAAAAAGUUAUUUCCAACACUGAUGCCAAAGAACUUACUUCCUGUUUUCCUGUUUUCUUUUAGGAGUGUUACAGUUACAGGUCUUAAAUUUAAGUAUUUAAUUCAUUUUGAGUUGAUUUUCAUUUAUGGCAUAGGAUAGGGGUCUAGUUUCCCAACACCAGGUAUUAAAAAGACUGUCCUUUCCCCAUUGUAUAUUCUUGGCUCCUUUCUCAAAAAGUAAUUGGCCAUAUAUGUAUGGGUUUAUUUCUGGGUUCUCAGUUUUUUUGUAUUGGUCUAUAUGUUUUUAUACCACUACCAUACUGUUUUGAUUACUAUAGCUUUGUAUUGUAGUCUGAAAUGAAAAUGUGAAACUUUACAAUAUUAAUUCUUCCAAUCUAUGAAUAUGGGAUAUCUUUCUACUUAUUUGUGUCUUCUUCAAUUUCUCUUAUCAAUGUCUUACAGUUUUCAGUGUACAGAUCUUUCACCGCCUUCAUUAAAUUUAUUCCUAUUUUACUCUUUUUAAAAGAAAAAAAGCGGGGGAUUAUUGGGGUGCCUGGGUGGCUCAUUCAGUUGAGCAUCCAACUUUGGCUCAGUUCAUGAUCUCAUGGUUCAUGGGUUCAAGCCCCGCAUCGGGCUCUGUGCUUACAGCUCAGAGCCUGGAUCCUGCUUCGGGUUCUGUGUCUCCUUCUCUCUCUGCCCCUCCCCUGCUCAUGCUCUGUUUCUCUCUGUCUCUUGAAAAAUGAAUAAACAUUAAAAAAAAAAUUUUUAAGGGUUCAUUUAUUCUUUUUGAGAGAGGAAGAGAUAUCAGAGUAAGGGCAAAGAGAGAGGGAGACAGACAAUCCCAAGCAGGCUCUGCACUGUCAUCACAGAGCCCAACACAAGGCUCACACUCACAAAUUGUGAUAACAUGAUCUGACCCAAAAUCAAAAGUUGGACACUUAACCAACUGAGUCACCCAGGUACCCCAUUGAUGCUAUUGUAAAUGGAACUGUUUUCUUAAUUUAUCUUUCUGAUAGUUCAUUGUUAGUAUAUAGAAAUGCAAAUGAUUUAUGUAUAUUGAUUUUUAUGCUGUAAAUUUACUGAAUUCAUCUAUUGUUUCUAACAGUUUUCUUGGUAGAGUCUUUAGAGUUUUCUAUAUAUAAUAUCAUGUCAUCUGCAAAUAGAGACCAUUUUAUUUCUUCCUUUGUGACAUGGAUGCCUUUUAUUUAUGCUUCAUUGUUCUGGCUAGGGCUUCUGAUACUAUGUUGAAUAAAAAUGAGAGUGGGCAUCCUUGUCUUGUUCCUGAUCUUAGAGGGAACGCUUUCAGCUUUUCACCACUGAGUAUGAUGUUAUACUUGUAUGAUUUGGGCUUGUCAUUUAUUAUGUUGAGAUACACUUCUAUACCCAGUUUGUUGAGAUUUUUUAGCAUGAAUGGAUAUUGAAGUUUGUCAAAUGCUUUUUCUGCAUCUAUCGAGAUGAUCAUAUGAGUUUUAUACUUCUUUUUGUUACUGUGGUAUAUCACAUUAGUUUAUUUGAAGAUGUUGAACCAUCCUUGCAUCCCUGGAAUAAAUCCUACUUGAUCAUGGCUUAUGAUCCUUUUAAUGUACUGUUGAAAUCAGUUUGCUAAUAUUUUGUCGAGGAUUUUUGCAUCUAUGUUCAUCAGGGAUAUUGGCCUGUAAUUUUAUUUUCUUCUAGUGCCCUUGUCUGGUUUUGAUAUCAGGGGAAUGCUGGCCUCAUAAAAUGAGUUUGGAAGUGUUCCAUCCUCUUGUAUCUUCCAGAAGAGUCUGAGAAGGAUUGGUAUUAAUUCUUCUUUAAAUGUUUGGUAGAAUUCACCAGUGAAGCCAUCUGGUCUUAGACUUUUCUCUUUUUUUUUUUUGGUGUUGGGCAGGGGGGAGGCGGAUUUAAUAAUUGAUUUAAUCUCCUCACUAGGAAUUGAUCUGUUCAGAAUUUCUAUUUCUUCAUGAUUCAGUCUUGAUAUAUUGUCUAUUUUCUAGGAAUCUAUCCAUUUCUCUUAGUUGCUCAAUUUAUUGGCAUGUAAUUGUUCUUUUGUAUUUCUGCCGUAUCAGUUGUAAUGUCUCCUCUUCACUUCUUAAUAAUUUUUUUUUUGAGAGAAAGAGAAUGUGCGAAGGGGGCAGGGGGUGGACAGAGGGAGAGAGAGAGAAUCAUAAGCAGGCUCCAUGCCCAGCACAGACCCUGACAGGGGGCUCAAUCUCACAAUGAUAAGAUCAUGACCUGAGCCAAAAUCAAGAGUCAGACGCUUAACUGAUUGAGCCACCAAGGAGCCCCUCCUCUUCACUUACAUUUUCAUUUAUUUGAGUCCUCUCUCUCUCUCUCUCUCUCUCUCUCUCUCUCUCUCUCUCUUUCAGUAAGCCUAGCUAAUAGUUUUUCUAUUUCAUUUAUCUCAGUAUGUAUGAUUUAAAAACAUGAACUAUACAUAAAAUGUAUUUUGGUAUAUGCAAAUUAUGCCUUAAUAAAAAGGCUAGUUUUAUUUUUCAUUUACAAAAGGAAAAAGUAUCCCUAUUCCAUUUCUUCUUUUGUGCAAGCAAAGUAUCUUAUUUUUGGUACCCUCUCUCAACCCUGGCCUUGACAUGUUCACUUAUUUGAAAUUGUUCUAUAAGGUUAUUUAUCUUUCUUGUGGAUAAAUUUCUUGCCUCCCUCCCCGUUCCCCCAGCUACUUCUACAUAGUAUGGUUACUAUACUGAAAGUCUUUCCUUUUUAAGUAAUCUCUACCCCCAACAUGGGGCUCAAACUCAUUACCCCAAGAUCAAGGGUCACAUGCCCUACCAACUGAACCAGCCAGGCACCCCUGUAUUGAAAGUCUUUAAAGGAAGAAAGCUCUAUUCAUUCAAUAGAUAAUUAUUUAGUUCCUAUUUGGUGCCAGGCACAAUAGCUAUAAUGGUCUGCUCUCAUAAAACUUACACACUAGCAGGGAGAAAGAUAAACAAAUAAUCAAGCUAAUUACCAAGGGAAACUCAGGAAAACUUCCUUGAAAAAGGUAUGUCUUGCCUGAGACUAAAGGAUGAUAAAGAGUUAACUAAAAGAUAAUAAAAAGACAAAUGACCCAACUGAAAAAUGCACAAAGAUCUAAACAGACAUUUCUCCAAAGAAGAUCUACAAAAGGCCAAUAAGCACAUGAAAAGAUGUUCAACAUCAAUAAGCCAUCAGGGAAAUACAAAUAAAAACCACAAUAAGAUGCCACUUCACAUCCACUAGGAUGGUUACAAUCAAACAGAUGGACAAUAACUAGUUAGUUAGGAUGUGAAGAAACUGGAACCCUUAUACACUGCUUGUGGGAAUGUAAAAUGGUGCAGCUGCUUUUGGAAAACAAGUCUGGCAGUCCCUCAAAUGGUUAAACAUAGAGGUACCAUAUGACCUAGUAAUUGCACUGCUAAGGCAUAUACCCAAGAGUAUUGAAAAUAUAUGUCCACAAUAUAAACAUGGAUGUUCAUAGCAGCAUUACUCUUUUUUUUUAAUGUUUACUUAUUUUUGAAAGAGAGAGAGAGAGAGAGCAGGGGAGAGGCAGAGACAAGAGGACCCAAAGCAGGCUCUUCGCUCACAGCAGAUUCCAAUGUGGAACUCGAACCCAUGAGCCACAAGAUCAAGACCUGAGCCCGAGUCGGACACUUAACGGACUGAGCCACCCAGGUGCCCCGCAGCAGCAUUAUUCUUAAUAGCCGGAAAGUGGUAUAUUAUUCAUACAGUGGAAUGUUAUCCAGUCAUAAAAAAGAAUGAAGUACUGACACAUGCUACAACAUGGAUGAACCUUUAAAAUAUUACACUAAGUGAAAGAAGCCUAUCAUAGACCAGAUACUGUAUAACUCCAUGCAUAUGAAAUGUCCAGAACAGGCAAAUCUAUAGAGAUAAGAAGUAGACUAGCACUUUCCAGGGACUAGGAAGAGGGAAGAAUGAUGGGGAGUGACUGCUAAUUGUUAUGGGGCUUCUUUAGGGGGGGAUGAAAAUGUUCUAAAAUUGAAUUGUAUACUCUAAGUGGAUGAAUCAUAUGGUAUGUGAAUAUCCCAACAAAGCUGUUAUGGUAACAGUAAUAAGAAGAAACCAGGGGAAAAUGGGAGGAAGAGUUCAGCUCCCAGACAGGAAAAUAUGGAAAGGAAACGAAGGGGAAAAAAGCAGUGUGACCAAACUACAGUGAGCAAGGAGAGAGCAGUAUGAAUUGAAACUGAAGAAGUAGACAAAGGCCAGGCCCUUCGGGAGCUUGUAGGACUUUAGUGUGAGAGCAAUGAGAAGCCAUUAAAGCCACAAGGAGAACUACAGUGGAUAUGUUGCCUGAUAAGUUGAAAAUUGUUAAACCUAUUUAGCUUUCUUUCCACACUUUGUGUUCCACCGAAUAUUCCCUCAACUAUCCAAAGAAUGUAGAAAAGGGUGCAGAACUGGCCUAUGUUGCUCCAAAGAACUAGGACCGAUGAGCAAGAGGCUUACUUGAGCUCAUUUUAUAAUUAUAUUUUUUUAAUAUUUCUUUAUUUUGAGAGAGAGAGAGCACACAAGCAGGGGAGCGGCAGAGAGAGGGAGAGAGAGAAUCCCAAGCAGGCUCUGCCCUCUCAGCACAGAGCCUGACACAGGGCUCAAACUCACAAACCAUGAGAUCAGGACCUGAGCCCAAAUCAAGAGUCGGAUGCUUAACCAACUGAGCCACUCAGGCGCCCCCUGAGCCCAUUUUAAAGAAAGUUUCAUAAUAAUCAGGGCUUUCCAAUAACAUAAGGUGGCUCCCUGACACCAGCAGGGUUCCUGCAAAGAUGCAAUACCUACAUGGGAUCUGUAGGAUACUCUAGCCCUGAGUAGAGAUCAGUCAAGAUAACAGGAGCCCCUUUCUUACUCAUUAACCACAAACGCUCCUGCCCAGCUGCUAGAGUUAACCAUUAGGUGGACUCAUGGUCCUAGACAAAGAGUCCAGAAUUUUCACUAAAAUAAUUGAUAGGUGUCCUAUUUUAAGCAUAUUUGUAUACAGGUAAUAUAAAUGUCAAAAUGCAUAAAUCCAGGAACCCCAGUAUGGCUCCCUGCUAAACUCCCCAUUUGGGGUCAAAGAACUGCUGCAAUCGCUUCAUGCCCAGCUGAGUACCCAACCGGUGAAGCAAACAUGGCAAACAGGGGCCCAGACAUAGCUGUCUCUCUUUACCCAUAGCUGGCCCAGAACAUUUCACCAGCAUCCAGGAAAGAGGAACCCUGACAUGCAGAAUGUCAGAAACAUUCCCCAGAUUGCUUCAUGAAACCAGGGAAUAGUCAAAACAGGGGGCAGGCUUUGAAGGAAAAUGUUUUAGGGCUGAAAUAAGAAGAAUGAGGUAUGUCUAAUGCCUCAGGAAGACUGGGCCUGCCCCCCUCAUCCCUUUCUCGGUUAGGCAUAUACCCAGCUGAUGAGGUCAAAUAAAAAAUAUAUAAUAAAAAGCAGCCACCUUGAAAGCGGUAUGGCGCUUCCCCCAAAGUUAAAAAUAGAAUUACCAUAUAAUCCAACAAUAUUGCUUCUAGAUAUAUCUACCCCCAGAGAAGUGAAAGCAGAAAUUUCCACAGGCAGCUGCACCCCCAUGUUCACAGCAGCGAUAUUCACAACAGCUAAGGGGUGGAAGCAACCCACAGAUGAAUGGAUAAACGAAACUUGGUACACGCAACGCAUACAAUGGAAUAUUAUCCAGCCUUAGAAAGGAAAGAAUUUGGGGAGGAAUUCUUCCACAUGCUACGACAUGGAUGAACCUUGAGGAUUUAAUGCUAAGUGAAAUAAGCCACAGAAACACAAGUACCGGACGAUUCCACUUAAAUGGGGUUCCUAGAGUAACCAGAAUCACACAGACAGUGAAAUGGUACUUGCCAGGGCCUGAGGGGAGGAGGCAAGGGGGAGUUCCCAUUUCAUGGGUAUUGUGCUUCUAUUUGGGAGGAUGACCAACUUCAGGACGUGGACGGUGGUGAGGGUUGUACAACAUUGUGAAUGUACUUAAUGCCAUCGGACUGUACACUUAAAAAGGGUUAAAAUGGUAACUUCUGUGACAGAUAUUUUACCAGUUAAAAACAGCAGCCACCCUGCAGUACUAAGAACUUAGGGCUUUUAAAUGCAUGAGAACUUUCACACGUAGAGCUAAUAUACUGGUGUGGACCCCCGAAUUCAUCAGAUUUGGGGUUUACCUUGUUUUUUCAGAGCUCCUGUGAACCUUAGGGUCUGAGAGGAGUAGGGCGGUCCUGUCUACGCGGGCCAAGCAGGUUUCCGUGACUGACUCCACAACCGCCCCUCCCACCACUCCUCCGAAAGGACCAGCCAGUGUGUCGCAGGUCCCACCAGCCGUCUUUUAUGCCCCGGGAGCUGCACGUUCUUCCAAUCAAAGGGAAGAGCCAACCGCAAGGCGUCUAUUUCCUUUUGUCCCGCCCUCCCCUGCUUCCGACUGGCGGGUUUCAAACCCACGGGAGCCAAUGAGAGCGAGCGGACGCGCUGUGUUCCAGCCGUAGCUCCAGGCGCGGGUUUUGAAGAAAAACUGUCGCGGAGGAGUCAUGGUGCCACCGCGACCGUCCGCAGCUGCCGAAGAGCGGCAGAGAAAGCUCCAGGAGUACCUAGCAGCCAAGGGAAAACUGAAGUGCCAAAACACCAAGCCUUACCUAAAAGCCAAGAAUAAUUGUCUGAAUCCUCCACCUUCUAAAUCUACUAUUGUACCCAAAAAGAAUGUUACCAAUUAUGUUGCUUUGCCUGUCAAAGCUACAAGACCCAUCAGCACUGAACUCCAGCCCCGACCUACCAAAGGCCCAGGAUCCCAGAAGCCAAAGUUGGAGCCACCAAAACUUCUGGGCAAAAGGCUGACUUCAGGAUGUGUUUCUUCUAACUUAAACUGUAAGCCUUCCAGCAAUAGUCAACAAUACCAUGAAGAGGGAUCAUCCACUACUGGUGAACUGCCUACAGAAACUAUGGGGUCACUUAAUAUACAGGAACUGAAAACUGCAAAGCAGCAGGUAGCAGAUCAAGGAAAUACUAAGUGUGCAGACUCUGUGGACUGUAACCAUGUUGAAAAUGAAUCCUUAGAUAGCUUUCUAAAAGAGAUAAACAAAGAAAACUUGCCCCAAACCUUACUAGACUCUGAAAGGAAGUCAAAUCCUGAAUUAUGGACUAUAUGUAAGCCAAAGACUAAUUCUUAUAACCAAACCAAGAGCAGUUUGGCUCCUAAACAAGCCUUGGGCAAAAGUUCUGGGAAUAGUGCUUUUCUGAAAGACCGAGUUAAUAAACAAUUUGUUGGAAAAACACAAAUUAGGAUUCCACCAGUAAAGUCACAGCAACUCUCUAGAGGAACAAACCUUGCAAGACCAGGAGAAAAACUCCCAAAGACGGCUCCCUGUCACUACGUUCAGACCCUUAGUAGGACUCAAACAUCAAGGAAACCAGUGGUCAAGGACAUAAAGGAUAUAAAGGUUAAUAGGGAUAAAUACGAAAGACCAACAAAUGAAACUAAGGUACAGUCACACACUGUUACUGAACAGAAAGUAAAACACACCAAACCCCAGACAUGCCCUAGCGUGCUUCCGGGAGGCUGUAACAACAGACAUCCAAACACUAGGCAAGAUCAGAAAUCCACUCAACCUUGUUGUAGAUCUCGGACAUCAUGUGCAUUACAAAAAUCAAAAGCCAUAAGUCAAAGGCCUAAUUUGAUAGUUGGCAGUUUUAAUUCAGUCGUUCCAAGCACCCCUAACAUAACAGCAAAUGGAACCAAUGGGAAUAAAUGCAGCAACAGCUGUCAACAAAAAGCACAGAUUUUGGACACCAAGUUGAAAAAGACUCUUCCCCAGAACCAUUUUCUCAAUAAGACAGCUCCCAAAACUCAAGCUGGUAACAAAACCAUACAUGGAGGAAGAGUCCCAAAUGGGACCCAAACUAAUCCAAAUAUUAAGAAGAAGAUCACAGCAGAGGACCGAAGGAAACAACUGGAAGAAUGGCAGAAAUCUAAGGGGAAAAUCUAUAAACGGCCUCCUAUGGAACUUAAAACAAAAAGAAAAAUAAUAGAGGAAAUGAAUAUUUCGUUCUGGAAGAGUAUGGAAAAAGAAGAUGAAGAAAAGAAAGCACAACUUGAACUGUCCAAUAAAAUUAACAACACUCUGACAGAAUGUCUGCAGUUCAUUGAAAGGGGUAUACUUUCUAAUGAAGUAUUUACCAUAUUGUCCAGUAUUCCUGAGGCCAAAAAAUUUGCUAAAUUCUGGAUCUGCAAAGCAAAGUUAUUGGCCAGUAAAGGUACCUUUGAUGUCAUUGGGCUGUAUGAAGAGGCCAUUCGAAAUGGGGCAACACCAAUACAAGAGUUGCGUGAAGUUGUUCUUAAUAUUUUGCAAGACACAAACAGAACCACAGAAGGAGUUACCUCUGACUCUUCAGUUGCCGAGACGAAUAUAACAUCAAUAGAAGAGCUGGCCAAUAAAACGGAAUCUGAAAAGUCUUGUCUUUCUCUAAAAGAGAGAGAACAGGUUACAGGAACACCCCAAAUAACCAAGGCAGAGCAGGAUAACCAUCCUGGUAUCAAAUUACAGGUGGCCCCGAUCCCUAGGAUAAGUGGAAUAGCAGAAGUGCACGACAUGAAGCUGAUCACUCCAGUGCGGCGGUCGGCGAGGAUUGAGCGAGCGGUGUCCCGCUACCCGGAAAUGCUGCAGGAACACGAUUUGGUGGUGGCUUCUCUUAACGAGCUGUUAGAAGUGGAAGAAACAGAGUGUUUUAUAUUCCGUAAAAAUGAGGCUUUGCCUGUCACAUUAGGGUUUAAAAUCCUUGAGUCAUAAUUUCUUAAUGCCUUAAAAAAAAAAAAAAAAAAAGAUGUUU